Adineta steineri is the source of this 429-nucleotide messenger RNA. NCBI's taxonomy places the organism in Eukaryota, Metazoa, Rotifera, Eurotatoria, Adinetida, Adinetidae. The record is from the annotation of a GenBank genome assembly.
AUGCAGUCGGCAUCAAAACAUACUGUAAGAUAUAAUUGGGAAUGUACUUUGGGUACACGUUUAUGGACAUGUUCCGGGAGUAAAAGAUGUGGAAAUACAUAUGGAUCUUGCAUUGAUGUGCCAAGUGAACCACUGGAUACUAAUGGGAGAACAAUAUUGAUUGUGUUCGGAGUUAUUACUUUUCUUGUUAUUGUGGCGGGUAUAUUGUUUACUUAUUAUUAUCGUCGUCGACAACGACGACAACAGCGAGCUGCAAGAGAAUUUGGUUUUGUAUCUCGAAUUGCUUUUCAGAAUCCACAGCAACCGCCCUUUCAAUCCUUAGAAGUUCUCAAUUGCCGUACAUUUAUCAAUUCAAGCAAUGAUAUACCGCCGACAUAUCAACAAGCUACUCAAAAUAAGCAUGGUAACAUAGAACAUGAUUUGAAAUAA